This is a messenger RNA of Heteronotia binoei (common prickly gecko), 414 nucleotides long. RefSeq names its product pleckstrin homology domain-containing family B member 1-like. The coding region runs from base 104 to 400 and encodes 98 amino acids. Gene Ontology annotation, biological process: regulation of cell differentiation. The transcript has 4 exons. Gene Ontology annotation, cellular component: membrane. The record is from RefSeq and is a predicted model, not a curated record. NCBI's taxonomy places the organism in Eukaryota, Metazoa, Chordata, Lepidosauria, Squamata, Gekkonidae.
GUUUGCAUCUUCCAGGACUCUGCUACUGCCCCACGCCUGACCGUAUAGAGGAAGAGCUGGCUGUACUCUGCUGGGGGAUUCGUGGGAAAUCAUCUCUGCGGAAAUGGCCCUGUUGAAGAGCGGUUGGCUUUGGAGACAGAGUUCUAUUCUGCGACGCUGGAAAAGGAACUGGUUCGUCCUAUGGAUAGACGGAAGCCUGGUCUAUUACCAGGACGACUCUGGAUGCGACAUGGAAGGCCGCAUCAACAUCAAAUUCAACUGCCGGGACGUCAGGACAGGGCGCGAGUGCCGAGAUAUUCAGCCUCCCGAAGGAAAGACUCGCGAGUGCUUGAUGUGCAUAGUGCAGAGAGACGGCUCCAAAACCAUGCUCUGUGCCGAGAGCGAGGAUGACGCUGUGUAAGUCAUGGGUGAUGG